AUGCCCGAGACAACAAAGGUAGUGCCCCUCACCUGCCAUGGUCACUCAAGACCUGUCCCCCACAUCCACUUCUCGUCUCUCUUGGACGAAGACCAAUACUACAUUAUAUCAGCAUGCAAGGACAAUAAUCCCAUGCUCCGAGAUGGUAUAACAGGUGACUGGAUUGGCACUUUUCUGGGCCACAAGGGCGCAGUCUGGCAAGCGCGACUGUCUUCAAACGCCUCGCUGGCAGCCACAGCUUCAGCAGAUUUCUCUGCGAAAGUCUGGGACACCCAUACUGGCGAAGCGCUACACACCCUCGCCCACAAUCACAUUGUCCGUGCGGUCGCGUUCCCCAAUCAACCUCACCCUCAGAUCCUUGCGACCGGUGGAAUGGAAAAGAAGCUGCGGAUAUACGACCUGUCACGCAGCGACGCGACAAGCUUCGAGAUUGGCGCUGGCGUUCAUACAGGGACCAUCAAGUCGAUAGUGUGGACGUCGGACCCUAACGUCAUAAUUACAGCAUCGGAGGACAAGAAGAUCCGGUGGUGGGAUCUGCGACAGGAGUCGACCAUUGGAGAGCACGCGGUAGAGGGUACUGUGGGUUCAUGCGAGUUGGAUAACACCUCCUCGGAUGGAAUAUUGAGCGUAGCUGCUGGAAACAGCGCCUACUUUUUCAACAGUCAACUGCCGGGCUUGCUCAUUAAGAGCGUCAAGACACCAUACGAACUCGCCAGUGUAGCACUGCACAACGGAGAGAGGAAGUUCGUUACUGGUGGUAGCAACCAGAAUGACACGUGGGUCAGAGUGUGGGACUUUGAUGAGGAGAAGGAGUUGGAGACGAACAAGGGACACCAUGGGCCUAUUUGGUCGGCGAGCUUCUCGCCCGAUGGAAAGCUCUAUGCGACGGGCAGUGAGGACGGAACGGUCAAGCUCUGGAAGUUCACGACGGGACCGUAUGGUCUGUGGAAGUAG
Bipolaris oryzae ATCC 44560 is the source of this 954-nucleotide messenger RNA. RefSeq lists its product as uncharacterized. Gene Ontology annotation, biological process: spliceosomal snRNP assembly. The record is from RefSeq and is a predicted model, not a curated record. The transcript has 2 exons. Bases 1 to 954 code for a protein of 317 amino acids. Gene Ontology annotation, molecular function: protein binding; RNA binding. Lineage: Eukaryota; Fungi; Ascomycota; Dothideomycetes; Pleosporales; Pleosporaceae. Gene Ontology annotation, cellular component: SMN complex.